AUACGAUCACAGUUGUCAAGUCGCGAUGUCCCGAUCACGUCGCCAACGUCGGAAACGCGACUCCUGGACUCGAGACAUUCGAAAUUCCGCGAAAUCGCUAAAUUCCCACAAAUGGCCGAUGCGCUGAAGACAUGGCUGCGUACGAGACUGGGUGUGAUUAUGGAUCUCACGCCGGAGGCGUUCAGCCGCUACACGAGAGACGGCUCCCUGCUGGCCCACAUCCUACACAGCUACGAUAUAAUCAGUAGCAAUCAACUGAGCACCAUUCUUUGCACACGAGAUCCUGCCUUGUGCAGGGUGAACUUGAAAACCCUAGGAAUCUGGCUGAAGCUCAUUAACGUCACGCUGAACGACGAGUGCAUCGACAAGAUUUCUAAAGGUAAAGGUGCUGCGUCUCUCCAGCUCUUCUACAAGGUUUAUCUGAGCCUCGAGGGCAAGGACCGAUUGCAUUUUAUCGCUCUUCAGAAAGAGCGAAGGUACAUGCCCAGUAGAUUCAUAGUUUCCACAGUGUCCGAGCAUCCAGUUCCUUAUCUACCAACCGAACAUCCUCUUUCGACGCCGUUAAUCGAGGCAGCCGAUACCGUGCUCUGGCACAGAAACAAGUUUUGGGCAAUCACGGAAGCCUGCAGACGGGAACGAGAGCGAUUUGAGUCACUCAUGGAGUAUCCUGUGAUACAGCCGAUGGAGUACUUCGUCCCGGAAGAGUUGCCGGACAAGAAGCAGAAGGAGAGCGAAAGACUGGAAGACAAAUUCACUUUCAAGCGUCCGGCUCGCAAGACGAAGAAGAGAUACCAAGUGGUCGAGUGUUGCCCCUCGAAGAGUAUCUUGGACGUGUCCUGCAUCGAGGAUCCCGCAGCUGCCGCGGAAUAUGUUGGCUCCUUGAAAAAGCGCAGCAAAAAAACGGCUAAAUCUGAAGAAUUGAAGCUGAAGACGCAGACAACGAUGAUGGCGGAGGCUUGGGAACGAUUGCUGAGGAAACAGGACAGAUCCUUCGACGAAGCUCUCGGCAGAAAAGUGCUGGGCCAUUCGCGUUACGAGAAACAAAUGUUGCGGAAGCUGUGCGAGGUGCGAGACUUGAGAAACAGAAUUGUGGAGAAUCGUAGGAUAGUCGAUGCCAUAUUGCUGAAGGUUAGAGAAAGCGAACGGCGAUUGAAGGAAGAUCGUCGUGAAGAAGCGAUAAAGGAAGAGAGAGAAAAGGUGGAAAUGGAGGUCUGUAGAAUGCGCGAGCUUCGUCGAAGAAUUCGCGAGGAAAAGGUGCGCAAGAUGAAAGAAAAACAUCAAAGCAUCUGUUCAGAAAUUAUUAACGAUCUCGCGGACAUCUCGGUGAAAAUUGCUGUUUAUCGUCAAGAAAAUGGUAAUCAUAUUCCAAAUUGCAUUUGGAACGAAUGGAAAAUGUUAUUUCUAAAGAACCAACCGAUAUUUGAACCUAUGGACCACUUUGAUGAUGUUGAAGAAAUAGAAGAUGUAGAAAAAAUAAAAAAAGAUAUGAAGGUGAGUGAAAAUGAUGAGGUAAUGGUGAAGAAGAAAUACGAGGCAAGAAAAAAUAGCGGAGAAGAAAUAAAAAAUGAAGAGGGAAUAAAGAUUGGAAAGGAAUUAAAAGCUGAGGAAAAGCAGAGGCUAUUUCAGCUGGGACUGGAACGUCAACAAUCUCUGGCUGAUGCAGACUUUGAGAGUUAUCGGGACCUAAGUUCGCCCUGGGAUCAAUUCGUGCCGAAGAGAGAAGCGGGAGUCGAGGAAGUUUAUAGAUUAGGCCGCACUGUGCUUGGUUACAUUGUUCACCGCUUGUUGGAGAUCUUGUAUCCUUAUCCGGCCGAAGUGAUGGGCUGUCCAGUGCCUAGAGUAAAGGUCGCGGCCAUUGUCUUAGGUGUAACAAAUGCAACCUCGUACGAACAGUUGCGAGGGUUGCUGAAGAAUACCGAAAUUCGUUUGCUGACGAUGGAAGACGCGAUCAAUCAUUGUCUGGAGAGCUACAAGCGGGAAAUGCGCGACGUGGAGUACAUCGAUCUGAACAUCAUCUCGGCGACGGCGAGAGACAUCAAGAGAUUGGACGCUAAGAACAAGAUGGACGACUUGGGGGAGCGUCACCUAAAGAAAAUUGAACGAUCAGCGAAGUUAGUAACGUCCCUGCAGAGAGCAGCCGAGGAGAAACAAACUCAAACGCCUAAACACAUACCUUACGACGAUAUGGACCCGAUUUUAAGCGAUGCUGCAUGCAUAGGCAAAUGGACUUACGAGUUUCUCACGUUGGGUCAACCGAUUUCGAACGAGUUGAAUACGAAGAUACUGAUCGAAUACUUAAAAGGAAUCGGAGACGUCGAAGGAUGGAUAUUAAUAAAUUAUCCGAAUACAUAUGAGCAGAUGGCGAUGUUGGAGAAAGCGCUGACAGGACGCGAGAUACCUGCCGAACCCGUCAAUCUUACUGAUAUCGAAGUUGAAGACAUUGAUCCUCUGUCACCUAGAAUCGUGUUUGAAAGUGACGAGGUCGACAUAUUCGCGAUAAGCAGGCAUUCUAAAUUAUUGCCGAACCCAAUUUCCAAAGCAAAAGAUUAUAGUACUCCGUCUACAACGUUCAUGACAAUGUAUAUCAAGGCAGUGCCAAAGCCGAAGGCAAUAGAUAGUCAAGAACAGCCUUGUAUACCUCUGCCCGACGAUGCUACCUCGAUGGACGGAUAUUACGCUAAUCAAAAUAUCGCAUAUGGAUUCUUUUACAAUGUUUUCGAUCUUCCAACCUUGAAACAAUUGGUCAAACUUAUCAUGGAUCAUUUUCACGAAAGGAAAUCAUUCUUGGAACUUUCAGAAAAGAUUCUACAGACAUAUCACGACGAGCAAAAGUGUCUUAUUGAUUCAAAAGCGGCAGUUAUUAAACGCUUGAUACCAAAAUCCAAAUGGAAACACGAAGAACACGAAGAGAAGAAAGAUAUCAAAGUUGAAAGUCACGAUUUACAACCGGAAGCUCAAACGCAGCUAACAAACGAUUAUGCUAAACCUGGAGAAAGCAGCUGGCAAUGGCUAGAUUUCUUUCAGCCUCCAGCUUUACUCGAAAUUUUGGCUACACUUUGGGAAAACGUUGAGCAGGCAUACAUUGAACAUUUAAAGGAGAUUUUUUUCUUGAAGAGAAUGCAUAUAUCAGCCAUCAUGCCCUACAAAAAUCUCGUUUUCAGGAAUUUGAUGAAGUUCGUCGAUCGACCUGACAAACGGCAGAUCUUGUUGCAAGAUUUUCAUCGCGCUUUUAAUGAAAUUGAUAAAGAUCUUAGGGAAGAUUUGGAUAUGAAAUGCGAAUUGCAUUGCCGGGUCGACGACUUUCGAACGGAGUUAUGGGAGUUGUGCGACGCGCGAAGAUACGAGGCUGAAGAAGAGAGAAGACGCACGCUGUGCAAUCAGUGGAUCUUGAUGAAGGCCCUGGUUCUCGUCAAUGUGUAUAUCGGAAUCUUGCAAACCGAAAUUGACAGAUUCGUCGACACUAUGCAGCUCCUUCAGGAUUAUUACACCUCCAUGUUGCAGAAACCACUGCAAGAAUCGCCGUUCUCCAAAAUCGUUCUCGACACUUUCGAGUUGGAGGACGUUCUUCAGGAGACCUCACUGGAAGAUAAAGAGCGAAUGGUGUCAGAGACGAAGACUGAAUCGAGUGCUGAAGCUUCCGCUCUAGUCGUAGAUAAGAGUCAACUCAAGACCGAGCUCGAAACUUUGUUAAUCGACGUAUCGAAGAGCUUUGAUCCCGAUCAAAGCACCGUUUACAUUAUUAUUAAAGAUAAUGUUCGACAAGUGCGAGAUCUCGUUGAUUCAGUUUCGUCCGUGAUGUUGGAGAUGUUGAAGAAAGAGGAAAAAGCCGUGAUUGCAAAAAUCGAAAUUAAAGGCAAAGGAAACGCUUCGUUCGAUACGACGAGGCCGGCGGGAAGAAAUCGUGAUCUAGUCGAGGAAUGGCGAUACGCUGUUCUGUACGAGAUCGGCCGUAUACGUCAGAGAUUGGACGUGCUAAACGCGGCUGCUCGAGCAGACGUGACCUUUCUUCUGGAUACUAUGAGACAGACCUUCCAUCGCGUUUACGAUCGUAUUGUUGAAAGAUACAAACGUGAAAUCGAGAGUAUCAACGAAAUGGCGAACGUCUUUUGCGUCGCCAUCGAGGAAAAGAGACCGAUUCAGCAGGAACUAGUAUUAGACGAUGAUCAAUUUGUCGUAAGACCGAACAUCUUAAUGUUUCCCGAAGCUCACGAACUCGCUGUCCCGAUUAAGGAAGCACUUUCACCUCUGCGAUUCCGAAUAGUUCAACUCGGCCGGUUGACAGACAUUUUCCAACGAAUCGCCCCGCGCGGAAUUGUGAGCGAACGCGUCCUAAUUUAUGUCCUCCAGGAUCUGGUAGCCUGCGGCGAGGAGGACUGUUAUCCGCCCUUCGUGCCGUGCGCCUGGCGACAACUGCGACCUCCGGAUAUCGAAAUACUAAUCGAAAGACUGUUCGGCGCCGCCGAGUACAUCGAGUGGCGAGAAUUUAUCCUGUACGCGAUGGAUUUGCCUGUGCCGUCGCACGAGGACAUUCUGAAGGCGCGGGCAGCCUUCAGGAUGCAUGAUCCUGAAUCGAGGGAGGUGGUCACAUGCGAGCAAUUCCAUUCGACAGCCUUAUGGUUUCUCGAAAUCUCCACCCUUUACAAGAGUCUCACAGAUGAGAAACUUGAUCACAGCAAUUCAGAUACGAUAAAAAAUAUAAUGUUGCGCCAGGAGGCACAAUUAGGCGAGCGUGUUUCGAGCUUGAAAAGCGAUUUCAUAGAAAGGAGCGAGGAUGAGUCUAGCACAAUAUUGAGGCUGAUGCUGGCAAAGGAACUUCUCUGCCGCAUGUAUCUGGUAAAUCCGGACUCGGUUCAUUAUACCGCCAUGCUGCUGGCCUUUUGUAAGGAUGAGAAUCCUAGCGAAGGUCUGGGAAAAGCGUUUACCCUUGCCAUGGGUGCUAAAGUUUGUACUGAUGUAGUAAAAGGUGAGAGAUACGUCGAACAACUUGUCAAACAGAAGCGCUGUGCUAAGGAAUUGAAAUUGACCCGGAAUUAUCUUAGAAAGGAAGCCAAUGAGGUAGUGCGAGAAAUUGUGGAUUACAUUGUGAACAAAGCGACAGAGAUUGUCGCUGUGUUCGAGAGAUCCCGCAAUGAUUACCUAAAUCGGAAACGUCGGAUAAUGAUCCAGCAGCUGAACGGAUCGGGUGAGAUAGAUCCGGCUGAACUCUUGCCACCGGAAGAGAUAGCGGAACACUUAGUUGUAGACAAUCCAUCGGACAGUGACGAGCACGAACACAAGCAAUCUCUCGUGUUAAUCGAGAACGAAACGCUCAAAGAUCACAAGAGAGUGCAACAGGACGAAAGAGUGAUCUUUUGGCUGCCGCGGAAUGUUUGUCUGACGGUUUUGUCCACGUGUCUGCCGUGGCUCGCGUCACAAGAGAACCUCUUCGAAACCACUCUGAGCCUUCACGAAGGAAUAGCACGCGUAUAUGACGAACUAAGGGACGAGGAGCUGAAUGAAGAUAAGGACCUCGCUUUAGCUCACCGUCUGGUGAGUCACAGCUUUAUCUGCGAAUUACUCCGCGCUUCUAGCAAGUUUACCUCGAAGAACAUGGCAAAACUACUUCGUAGUAUUUUGAAAGACGAGGAUGGGGCAGAACGACGUGACAGAUAAAAAUUUACGUUUAAUACAUAAAAUAAAAUAUUAAUGAAAAAUAAAGAUGCAUGGGAUAUACAUGAAA
Molecule: messenger RNA, 5719 nt
Organism: Wasmannia auropunctata (little fire ant)
Lineage: Eukaryota; Metazoa; Arthropoda; Insecta; Hymenoptera; Formicidae
Product: sperm flagellar protein 2-like
Exons: 10
Coding region: 112-5652 (1846 amino acids)
Source: RefSeq, a predicted model, not a curated record